AUGAAUUGUUUAUAUUCAAUGAGGUAUCGUCGUUGGAUCGGCAAAUGUAAAGUAGAAAAAUACCGCGAUGGUCUCGCGUUCUCAAUGUUAUUUCUGAUGCCAUCUCAACUUCGAAAGAAAUUGCACGAAAGAGUCUCCAUAAAACGUAAGCCAAUUAGCAACAAAUUUUCAUUUCCAUUGACUCAACUGUUAAACUUUUACACUUUUACAGUUGAUAAGACAAGAGGUUUAGAAAUAAUUAAUCUCAAUCUUCAAUCACGUCUAUGGCAAGGGAUUUUACGUUUGGGUUCACAAUCCCAAAACUAUAGUUUUCAAUGCGAAGCAAGAAAUAAUUUCAUGGGUCGGGUCAGGAAAUGGCUUGGCUUGGUUUGGCUUGUUGAAGUGAAUGUUUUGAAUUGUUCACAACAUUUGAGUCAAGUUGUAGAUUUGGGUAUUGAGAGUUUAGAUAGCAUUCAUAAUGAAUAG
Molecule: messenger RNA, 465 nt
Organism: Clunio marinus
Lineage: Eukaryota; Metazoa; Arthropoda; Insecta; Diptera; Chironomidae
Source: the annotation of a GenBank genome assembly